AUGAUCUUGUAUGGCGAGGGUGGGACGGGAAAGUCGAGAGUGAUCCAAACGGUUACAGAGGCGUUUGUCACCAAGGGGGUCGACUACAUGCUGGUGAAAUCAGCAUACACCGGUGUUGCUGCAUCACUGAUAGAUGGGAAGACGACGCACACAAUUGCGCACCUAUCAAUUGGUUCUGAUGGUACCAUCAGUGACGACUCCAAGGUUGUACUGCAGGAGUUCUGGCGAAAUCGACAGUAUCUCAUCAUCGACGAGUUCUCCAUGUUGGCGAAAACAUUUCUCGCGAACCUGUCAAACACUGUGUCAGUCGGAAAAGAAGGCACCCCACACCGGAAGGAUCGUUUCUGGGGAGGCAUCAAUGUUGUACUUUGUGGUGACCUGCAUCAAUUCCCUCCUGUUGCGAAGGGAGCAUCAGAAGCCCUGUUCCGUCCCAUCGGUGUCAGAGACUCUGACGACUGUGCCCUCGGACGGAUGACCUACGAGGAAUUCACCACUGUUGUCAUCCUCAAGGAGCAGAUGCGCGUGACGGAUGAGGUGUGGAGGAAAUUUCUGGCACAUCUGAGACAUGGCAAUGUCCAGCCACGACACAUUGACAUGCUACGGAGCCUGAUCAUCAAUCAACGUGAAAGUCCACAUACCGACUUUGAUUCAGCACCUUGGUCCGAUGCAUCUCUAGUCACGCCUCGUCAUGCCGUGCGCAAGAUGUGGAAUGCGGCGGCAGUCCGAAAAUGGUGCAGGAAAUCGGGAGAGCGCCUGUUCGUUGUGGGUGCAGAGGACAGUUGCAAAGGCCGUCCGCUCACCGUUCGGGAAAAAUACGCCGUGCUCAUGCGCAACAAAGACAAGAGAAACAGAUCACACAAAAAGGAUCUCCCAGAGCAGAUCGAGCUGGCGAAAGGAAUGAAGGUGAUGGUGACUUCCAAUGUGGAGACCGACCUUGACGUUGCGAAUGGCGCGCGUGGUGAGAUCGUAGACAUCGUGCUUCAUCCGGAUGAGCCGCCACUGGGUCCGGAACCAGUCGUUAACCUGAUGAAGUAUCUGCCAGCAUUUGUGCUCGUAAAGCUUAGUCGUACACGUGCGACGACAUUGGAGGGUCUGGGAGAAUGCGUGAUUCCUGUGGAGCCCAUGGCGAUGUCGAUGCGGAUCAAGGUGGACUUACCGGGAGGCAUGGUCGGGCACCGCUAUGUGCGUCGGAAGCAGUUCCCAGUGACAGGCGCAUAUGCGUUCACUGACUACCAGUCUCAAGGGCAAACUAUUCCUAUUGUCAUUGUCGAUAUGAAGACACCACCACCACCUGGAACUCUAAGUCUGUUCAACCUUUAUGUCGCGCUCUCAAGGAGUUCUGGUCGCUCAACGAUUCGAUUGCUUCGGGAUUUUGAUCCGGAAUUGCUUCUAAAACAGUCGCAUGAUCCCGAUCUUCUGGCAGAGGAUGACAGGCUGGAGCGGUUGAAUGAGCAGACGAAAGCAUGGUGGGUAGAGAUGGGCCAUUGCAUAUCGAGAGAUCCUAGUUCACGUUGA
Molecule: messenger RNA, 1515 nt
Organism: Sparassis crispa
Lineage: Eukaryota; Fungi; Basidiomycota; Agaricomycetes; Polyporales; Sparassidaceae
Product: ATP-dependent DNA helicase PIF1
Exons: 1
Coding region: 1-1515 (504 amino acids)
Biological process (GO): telomere maintenance; DNA repair
Molecular function (GO): DNA helicase activity
Source: RefSeq, a predicted model, not a curated record